Megalops cyprinoides (Indo-Pacific tarpon) is the source of this 1964-nucleotide messenger RNA. It is a transcript of the gene sh3bp1, whose product is annotated as SH3-domain binding protein 1. The transcript has 18 exons. Bases 24 to 1955 code for a protein of 643 amino acids. The record is from RefSeq and is a predicted model, not a curated record. Gene Ontology annotation, molecular function: GTPase activator activity; protein binding. Gene Ontology annotation, cellular component: cytoplasm; intracellular anatomical structure; cytosol. Lineage: Eukaryota; Metazoa; Chordata; Actinopteri; Elopiformes; Megalopidae. Gene Ontology annotation, biological process: regulation of Rac protein signal transduction; positive regulation of GTPase activity; regulation of actin cytoskeleton organization.
UGUCUGAACAUUUUGACAGAACCAUGCUGAAGCAAUUUGGUCUUCUGAAACAAUUCGGAAGUGUGGGAAAGUCACAAGAUGCUACUGACCUUCUCUCUGAUGAUCUGGUGUUGGUGGAGCAGAGGGUGGAGCCUGCCAGGAGAGCUGCCCAAAUUAUCCACAAGAGGCUGGCAGGCUGCCUGCAGAGUCAGCAGGGCCUGGAAGCAGAGAAGCGCACGAAAAAACUCCCUUUGAUGUUGCUGUCUGUCAGUAUGGCUGAAAGUCUUAUGGAUUUGGAUGGAGCGUCUCCUAUCAGGAAGGUUCUGGAGAUGACCUGCUACAUGGAGAGUUUCCUGGCAAAGACACUUGCGGAUUUUGAGGUUAAGGUGGAGAAGGAAGUUUUGGAACCUCUCAAUAAACUCAGUGAGGAGGAACUGCCAGAGAUUCUGAAGAACAAGAAACAGUUUGCAAAACUCACAGCGGAGUGGCAAACCGCACGAAGUCGGGCCCAGGGUAAGCAGGACGCACAGAGUGGGGAGGUGGAGGAAGCCUGGAGGAGACUGGAGAACUUUAAGGACGAGUACUCUGCAGAUCUCUAUCAUUUUGCUUCUAAAGAAGAUGUCUACGCCAGCUACUUCAUUCACCUGUUAGAGAUACAGACAGAACAUCACAAGACAUCCCUGGGGUUUCUGGAGAGGAGCAUUGCAGAGCUGAAAGAGACCAACAACCAAGAAGAGCCCACGCUAAGCAGUUCCUCAGCGAAGGUGUAUGGCACGCCUCUCCUCUCCCACCUGUUGGACAGUGGCAGAGAGAUCGCUGCCCCCAUCCAGGAGUGUGUGCAGAUGCUGCUAGACAAGGGCAUGAAGGAAGAGGGUUUGUUCAGGCUGGCGGGUGCAGCCUCGGUGGUGAAGAAACUGAAGAACAGCCUGGACUGUGGGAACGUCGACCACAGCGAGUUCAUCUCUGACCCCCACACAGUGGCUGGGGCUCUGAAGUGCUACCUCAGAGAGCUGCCUGAACCCCUCAUGACCUUCGACCUCUACCACGAGUGGUUCAAAGCUGCAGGACAGAAGGAGCUGUCAGACAGACUGGAACAGCUGAAAGGGGUGCUAAGCAAACUGCCCCCGGAGAACUACAACAACCUGAGAUACCUGGUGCAGUUCCUGGCUCGUCUCUCGGAGCAGCAGGAAGUGAACAGGAUGAGCCCCAGUAACAUUGCCAUUGUGCUGGGGCCCAACCUGCUGUGGCCACGUACUGAGGGGGACAUCUCCGUGCUGGACAUGGCGUCGGCCUCCUCUGUCCAGGUGGUCGCGGUGAUUGAACCGCUCAUACGGUUUGCCAGCAUCCUGUUCCCCGAGGAAGUGGAUUUCCAGCGCCAUGAACGCCCAGACAGCCCAGAUUUUAUCACUUCAGUCUGCCAAGGCUUUUCCUUUUGGACAGAGGACACCCCUCACCUCAGCCUCUCCUCUUCUCUCACACUCAGCCACAGCUUCCCAGUGGAUCAGGAAGGUUCUGGGCCACCCAUGGCCAAAUCAAGCUCUGUAAGCUGUCUAACGAGUAUAGGGGAGAAUCCGCCAUCAGACAGCACCGACCAGCAAUCUAUCCGAGACCAGAGCCAGACCCAGAGUUCAGCUGCCAUUCUGAUCCAAACCCAGGAGCCCAGCCCAGCAGAGUCCACUCCAUUCCAACCUCCCAUCUCUUCCAUGAAGAACUCUGAGCCCCAUAAAGAGGAGAGACGCUCCCUGCAGCAAAGACCGUAUCUCACCUGGGACAACAGGCAGGUGAACCUCACCCUCUCUCAUCCCGAAGUCUCGACUGGUCCUUUAUCCCAGCCAGCAGCCCCUAGUUCCAACUGGUCCUUGGAUUCCCUGGACAACAGAGCCAGGGGUAAAAAGGUUCCCAUCAGGGCCCCCCAAAUGCCACCUCCCCCACCCCCUAACCUUACAAAUAAGCAGCUUCCUUCAACUGGUCAAUAAAUUUGAGUA